Molecule: messenger RNA, 1288 nt
Organism: Rubroshorea leprosula
Lineage: Eukaryota; Viridiplantae; Streptophyta; Magnoliopsida; Malvales; Dipterocarpaceae
Source: the annotation of a GenBank genome assembly
CCGAUUCUGCUCUUCUUCUUCCCGCUGCAGCCACCCGAAGAAAAAAAAAGGGAAACCCAGCCAUGCCUUGGAAAAUUGGUAAGGAAGCUUGGUAUUUUCCCCUUCCUUUCUUGUUCUAGAACCCAUAAAGAACCCAGAAAUUUCCCCUCCCUCUCUGCAGAAACCGGAUCUGCUCUGCUUUGCUCUGUCCGCCGGCUGCUCUUGUUGUGGGGGCGAAUUGCUUGGGUUUUGGGUAAGAAACAGCCAUUAAAUCCCUUUGUUUUUCCUUAAAGUGGCUUGGGUUUACUUUAAUUGCUCUUGUUCCUCCAAUUUUGGGUAGUUCCGUGAGCUUCCCCCUGCAGAUCCCACCGGCCUUCCCCAAUCUGCUAGCUCCGGUUCCUUGCUUGUAAAUUCUGGUUCCCGAUCGUUCUGUCAGUUUAGUGUGUGAAUUGAGUGCUCGGUUUUGCGGAGUGAGGUAAGUAAUUUAUGGUAAUGCUCGUACUGUUUUGAAAGCAUGUUUUGAUUUGUUUUUUUUGAAGUGGUGGUGGGACUAAACCCGUUUUACACAAGUAUGACUGAUUUGAGGUGAAAUGUUUUAUGCUUUUCACUAAAUUGAGCAUGCCUACUUGAAAUUUAAGUGAUUGUCCUGAUGAUCUGAAAGUGACUUGAAAGUGAUUGUGAAUUGUGAUUUUCCUGUUAACUUCUGCCUGUUUUGUCUCCGAUGUGGUCAUGUUAUUCGUGACCCUGUUAGUGGGGGAGGUUAUAAACACUAGUACAUGUCGGCACAUGUAGAUAUGUUAUUCGUGACCCCGCUAGUGGGGGAGGUUAUAAACGCUAUUACAUGUCGACAUGUUAGUGAGAGAGCCGGUUCGUUCAACCCAGCUAGUGGGGGUUAUACACCUGCAAAUCGUGGCCCUGCUACUGGGGAUUAUACACUGGCCAUGACCUAUAGAGGAGACGUCUAUUUCGUGCCCGUACUGUAUCCGUUUUUCGUGAUUGUACUUGUUGACAUGCUUUAAGUUUGAUAAGGGGCAAUCCAUAUUUUACUUACUGAGUUAUCUCACCUUGUUUUUCUCGUCCACCGUCUCAGGUAGUGUGCCCUGAGACUCGGAAAUCAAGGGGAGUGACAUGAAAAAAAAAGGCUAGCCACUUGAGAUUUGACAUAGAUUUUAGAUACAUGUACACCACGUUCCUGUAAGUUAGAUUUUAAUUGGAAAUUUUAUGGUAUCAAAACUGAUUUUGUUCAGUAAGUUCCGAGCCUUGUGCACUUGUGGGACCCGUCUCACGAGUGCACGAUGUCUAUCGCGCC